Messenger RNA from Linum trigynum, 1221 nucleotides. The record is from the annotation of a GenBank genome assembly. NCBI's taxonomy places the organism in Eukaryota, Viridiplantae, Streptophyta, Magnoliopsida, Malpighiales, Linaceae.
AUGACUUCGGUCAUCGGAUGGUACGGCCCACAGGUGGAUCUAUGCAGAGUCGCCUCUCACGUCGGUGAUUUCGUUCAGUUGGUCGUCUUCGUCCACCGUUGCACUCCCGUGCAGUACAAGUUGCCGAAAGGUGGAGAAACCGUUAGGACGGACAUUCAGGUCGGCGAUGAGACGCACCCAUUCUUCGUCGUGUCCUUGUGGCAGAAGCAGACGAGAAACGUUGCCGCUGCCGGCGACGUUGUGUUGUUGCAGAAUAUGAAGAUAGCAAAAUUUGGACAAGUCGUGGAGGCUAGAAGCGCACUGUGUUCGUCAGUAGUUCGUUUGGUGCAUCCUUAUGAAUCCCUAGUUUCUAAAGGUCUCGAUGAACUGAUUGUGGAAUCUGGAGUCCAGAAAUUAGCAAAGGCAAAGCUAGCAAAAGUGAUCAAAUGGGUCAAGAAAGAUGGCUCUGCUCUCUACAACAUUGCCAUUGGGUCACACGAGUCUAUGCAGAAGAGGAUGCAGUAUAGGAACUGGAAGUUACCGGAACAAAUUGAACCGCAUACCUUUUUCUUGCUUUCUGAUGUAUCCUUGUUAGUCAAAUCCUGCAAGGCAGUAUUCAAUGGGUUUGUGGGUGAAAUUUUUUUACCAAUCACCUGGAGAGCCCUUGGAGACUCUGAGAAAGAGAAAAUGUUUGUCAGCAGGAGAACAACUAGAACUGAAGAUGAUGAUCUAGCUGAAGAUUUUAUUUGCGUUGGUUGUCAAUUAUGUGGUUCCCCUUUGAAUAUGGAGGAUGGCUGCAGGUUCAAACAGAAUUUUGCUUCUCUCUACUGCGCAAAGAGCUCAAAUUGUCUCCAUGUAGUAAGCUUGAUAUACAGGCCUUUUCUGUUAUAUGUGUGGGAUGAAUCGGAAUAUAUACCUCUCCUGGUAAAGAACAAAGCAGCUGAGCUUUUGUUUGGAAACAUCACAGCAGAAAGGGUGAAAUCCUGCUACGAUGAACUGAAACCAAAACUGGAUGAUGCUCCAAGUACUCGCCCAAUAGUUGUGGAGAAGAAGCCUGCUUCUGGUAGGAGUAUUAAUUUCCAUUGCCUUUGGGUAACGAUGGUGAAAAUGUUGUUGGAGCAAGGUCAAAACAGCCCCUUGAACUUUGAAGUGGACGUGAAUCCAAGCAUAGAUAUUGAAAAUGGGAGGUAUGAGGUUUUGUCUCUGUCGGUUCCAUGCUUUGCAAAACCAAGUAAUCACUGA